This is a messenger RNA of Bombina bombina (fire-bellied toad), 2030 nucleotides long. RefSeq names its product R3H domain containing 4 (gene R3HDM4). Lineage: Eukaryota; Metazoa; Chordata; Amphibia; Anura; Bombinatoridae. The transcript is spliced from 8 exons. The coding region runs from base 82 to 864 and encodes 260 amino acids. The record is from RefSeq and is a predicted model, not a curated record. Gene Ontology annotation, molecular function: nucleic acid binding.
CCUCCUCACGUCACAUCCGGCUGGAGCUGGUACUUGUUUGCUACUUUGCUGCUGUUACCGUCUGAAGCUUAGGGUCGCAAGAUGGUUAAUAUUCGCAAUACCGAGGAGGGGGAGGAGGAAGGAAAUGUCGAGGGUUACAGGUUGAUUGAGGAAUGCCAGUCCCCUGCUCCCAGCUCACCAUCAAAGAAGAUCUCCCCUGCCAAACGCAAGCAGUACUACAUCAACAGGGCCAUCCGCAACUCAGAUCUAACUCCACGAGCCAAGGGACGCAAAAGCCUCCGUCGUCUAGAGAACACUCGUUACCUGAUGACUCUGCUUGAGAGGGAGGAGUGUGUCACUGAAGAAGGAGAGGCUUGUCCUUGCGCAACUCCCAGCAUAUUCACUGAGGCUUGUAACAAUGAAACCUAUGUGGAGAUAUGGAACGAUUUUAUGAAUCGCUCUGGGGAGGAGCAAGAGAAGGUCCUUCUGUAUCUGGAGCAGGAAAUGAGGAGCCCAAGAGAGAGGGCUAACAAUCGACGAGACAAGAGGACAGAGCAUCCUGCAUACACCCCUGAAGAGUGUUAUCAGCGAAUAAACCGCAGUUUGCGAGGUAUCCUCAGAAGACGGCAUAUACCAAUGGGGACUCUGGAAUGCUUGGAAGAAGAGAUUCUGUCUUUCUUCUCUGUCAGUCCUGAGUCUGUGUAUACCUCCAUGAUGGAAAACAGCUAUCAGCGCCUUCUGCUGCAUGCAGUUUGUCAAUACAUGGACCUGGUCUCUGCUAGUUUAGAUUUAAAGGGCAAACGCCAGAUGCGUGUCAUGAAUAAGCACAGCGAGUUCUGCCGCCCAGAGCUGCUUCUCUCUUCCUACCUCCAGCUGAGAUGCUGACCCUCCCAAAAGCCACGUUUUGAGGGCUCUAUUUAUAUAUAAGAAUUUUUAGCAGCCUCAAUGGCUUAAUGUCAUUCUUAGCAUCACUAUGUGGAUUAUGUAUCUGCUCUGCAAUCAUAUUUUCUGUCCAUAGAACACUAGACGGGGGUGACUUUGCCAUAGAAUAAUUUCUGUGACAUGCCGCUGGUAAAAUCAAUGAGAGAUUGCAUAGCUGUACGGUAAUGAUGUGUGGGUGUUUUGGGACAGAAAAUAGACUGCAUUAAAAAUGCACAAAAGAUGUGUUUAUAUUAUUGUACAUAUUUUAAUGUUUAUGGUAUGUAAGCAGGUAAACAAAGAAAAAACCUGAACUUUAUUUUACUUUUCACUUUAGAAUAUACAUUAUUAACUAAAGUUUGUCACCUAAUGUUGCAAAGUUAUACUCUGCAAUGCUUUAUGAAAUUUGCUAAUUUUACACUAUUGGCUUUUCAGAAUCUCAUCACCUCUUAAAAUAUCUAGUGGUUUUAAGAAUCCAACAAACAUAGCACUUAAUAUGACUGGCAAAAUGUGCCAGUGUAUGUGGGUUUUAUGGUCUGUAUACGUCUUACUCUCUAUUUACCACAAGUUGGUAUUUUGGUCCACCCCCAAUUGAAAUGAGUCACAUUUAUUCACAUAGUAUUUAAUGAAUCAUUUAUUUAAUUAGCCCCUUUAUCUAUCUAGCUCAGUAUUCUUGGUUUGCAUGCUUACAGUAAUCACAUCCAUCAUCUUAGCUUUAUCUCUGUCAAUAAAGACGUUUUACUGUUCAUUUGCAUUCGCUUAAACCUUUAUACGAAGAGUGGCUUUAUGGGAUUGUGAUUAUAUUUUUAAUAUGUAAUAAACAGUCUGAUGUUUCUUGUAUCCAAGUGCUAAGUUUAUCAGUGAUGGUUGGUUUGUACACACGUUUGUGUAAUUGUGUACUAUGGCUGAGCUCUCUUUAAGCAUAUUAAAUAUGUUUUUGCAUGGGAAAAGGGUUGUUAAUGAUGUUUUGAUUAUGAAUAAACUUCACAUCUGCAGGAAAUUGUGUAAUAUAGGUUCACUGGCUGAUGAGGACAACUCACACAGUUCUGACUUGACACACCUUAAAGUGUUGUUCUGUUUUGUUUUUUUCCUAAGGAACAUCUGUAUUUCAAAUAAAUACAAUCUAAUCCAUA